Medicago truncatula (barrel medic) is the source of this 759-nucleotide messenger RNA. Its product is annotated as probable E3 ubiquitin-protein ligase RNF217. The record is from RefSeq and is a predicted model, not a curated record. The transcript is spliced from 2 exons. Gene Ontology annotation, molecular function: ubiquitin-protein transferase activity; zinc ion binding. Gene Ontology annotation, biological process: protein ubiquitination. NCBI's taxonomy places the organism in Eukaryota, Viridiplantae, Streptophyta, Magnoliopsida, Fabales, Fabaceae. Bases 1 to 759 code for a protein of 252 amino acids.
AUGAAGGCAAAAUCUCUUUCAGAAGACCGAGACGAUGAAAAGAAGGAGAAUAAGCAAGCAACUACUAGGACCAACAAACAGAUACAGAUCAAGCCAAAAGAAAACAAAAACAACACAAAUACAGAUAUCGAACAAGGCCAAUCCUCAAAAAUCUUCUGUGGUAUAUGCUUAACAAACUCUAAUAUGUUUUCAACCGGUUUAUGCAAUCAUCCCUUUUGUACUAUAAGCAUAUCCAAGUAUGCAAAGAUUCAAAUAAAAGAAAAAGUUGUGAAAGUGAAGUGCCCAGAUCCAGAAUGUUCAGUUGAACUCAAACAAGAACAUUUGCAAUCCAUUUUACCUAACGAAAUCAUUGUUGAUUGGGAAUCUGCAAACUGCGAGGCUUCCAUUGCUUUGAAGGAAAAAAUUUACUGUCCUUAUAAGAAUUGUUCUCUUUUAUUGGUGAAUGACGAAGCAGGUGCUGUUACAAGUUGUGAAUGCCCUUCUUGUCAUAGGUUAUUCUGUGCACAAUGUAAAGUUCCGUGGCACGCAAAUAUGAAUUGUCAAGAAUUUCAGAAUUCGGAAAUAGGGCAAGGCUUAAAACAAUCCGAUAGGAAGUUUUUGGAGUUGGCUAAAAGAGAAAAGUGGAAAAGAUGUCCAAAAUGUUCUAUGCAUGUACAGAGAACUACUGGAUGUGUGGCUGUCACUUCUGCUACAUGUGUGGCAGGGAUUGGAAUUGGUAUCAUACUUGCAAUCAAAAUCCAAGGUACUAUGAAUACAUAG